Molecule: messenger RNA, 636 nt
Organism: Sphenostylis stenocarpa
Lineage: Eukaryota; Viridiplantae; Streptophyta; Magnoliopsida; Fabales; Fabaceae
Source: the annotation of a GenBank genome assembly
AUGGCACUCUCACUGUGUUCCGGUGUACGCGUUCCUUAUUGUGCUCCUUCGUGUUUCUGGAAACCAAAUGGUAAGAGUUGCAAAGCGCCUACUAAGGUGCCUUCUGCAGUUCACAGUGAUAAUAAGAAUCCUUUGGUUGGAAUGGGUAUUGGGUUAGUAACAGCUUGGGUGAUGGGUUUAACGGCGUUGGACGCGGACGCUACUAGAAUCGAAUACUACGCCACCGUUGGAGAGCCUUUGUGUGAGUACAAGUAUGUGAAGUCUGGCCUCGGCUACUGUGAUAUUGUCGAGGGCUUCGGUGACGAAGCUCCAAUCGGUGAGCUUAUCAAUGUUCACUAUACUGCGAGAUUCGCUGAUGGGAUAGUGUUUGAUAGCAGCUACAAACGUGGUAGAUCUCUCACCAUGCGCAUUGGUGUUGGCAAGGUAAUCAAGGGACUGGAUCAGGGAAUUUCAGGGGGUGAAGGAGUACCUCCAAUGCGGAUAGGUGGGAAACGCAAACUGCAGAUUCCUCCGUACUUAGCAUAUGGCCCUGAACCUGUGGGGUGCUUCUCAGGUGACUGCAACAUACCCGCCAAUGCCACUCUUCUGUAUGAUGUUAAAUUUGUUGAGGUUUAUUCGGGGAACAGAUCAAAAUGA